AUGUACAGCUGGCCGCCGCACCUCCCGGUGGCUCGAGGCUCCUCCCAGUUCAAGGGCCAGAUCUUGCACUCAAGUACCUUCACAGACCGCAAGGUUGCGGUGGGCAAGAAGGUGGUGGUGGUGGGGGGCGGCAAAUCUGCCAUCGACAAUGCCGUCGCUGCAGCGAAGGAAGGCGUCUCCACCACUCUCGUCUGCAGGUCUUGGCACUGGCCCGUGCCGCGCUAUUUGCUGAACCUGGUCCCCUUCAAGUAUGCGACCUACAGCCGUUUCGGACACUGGUUCCUGCAUCCCCACCAUGCGGAGAAUGCCGCAGCCACCUGGCUCCACGGAACGUGUGCCCCGGUGAAGUGGAUCUGGUGGCGGGUCGUGGAGCUCCUCUUUCGCGGCCAGUUCCAGAUUCCCAGAGGUAUGGUUCCCGAGGAGGCCAUUGAUACUGAUCUCUUCAGUGGUGGCCAGAUCCUCAACUACGAGUUCCGGGACAUGGUCAAUGCUGGGAAGAUCCAGGUCAUCUCCGGGGCAAUAGACAAGUUCACGCAAACAGGGGUCGUGCUUGUGGAUGGCUCGGAGCUUGAUGCGGAUCUGGUGGUGUACGGCACAGGGUUCACGAAGAACUACGACAUCUUCGACAAGGUCAUCCAGUCGAAGCUCGGGAUCCAGAAGGAUGGCCUGUACCUCUUCCGCAACAUCAUCCCGCCCCAGGUCCCAGACGUCGCCUUCAUUGGCUGCGAGGUUUCAACUUUCAACAACAUCUUGACCCACGGGCUCCAGGCGCUGUGGCUGCAGAAGAUGCUCCAGGGCCAGGUGAAGGUGCCGAAGACAGGCGUCAUGGAGAGCGUGAUCGAGAAGCUAGGUUGGCAAUCAAGUAUCAGGGGACUUUGA
Molecule: messenger RNA, 879 nt
Organism: Symbiodinium natans
Lineage: Eukaryota; Dinophyceae; Suessiales; Symbiodiniaceae
Source: the annotation of a GenBank genome assembly